Cyclopterus lumpus (lumpfish) is the source of this 2170-nucleotide messenger RNA. It is a transcript of the gene psap, whose product is annotated as prosaposin. NCBI's taxonomy places the organism in Eukaryota, Metazoa, Chordata, Actinopteri, Perciformes, Cyclopteridae. The record is from RefSeq and is a predicted model, not a curated record. The transcript has 15 exons. The coding region runs from base 101 to 1687 and encodes 528 amino acids. Gene Ontology annotation, cellular component: lysosome. Gene Ontology annotation, biological process: sphingolipid metabolic process.
AGACCAGAUAAAGGCGGAUCCUCGGCCUUCAGUCGGCAUUGCAGGGUUCCCCGCUCCACCGUGAAGAGACGAGACCGACCGACAGACAAACAGCGGAGUCAUGCUGCUCCUAACUCUACUUUUCGUGUCCUCAGUUGUAGCGACCCCUCUGCUGGGCACUGAGCAGUGUGCUCGUGGCCCCACCUACUGGUGUCAGAAUGUAAAGACGGCUUCUCUGUGCGGCGCUGUGACUCACUGCCAGCAGAAUGUCUGGAACAAGCCCCAGAUGAAAACGGUGCCAUGUGACUUGUGUAAAGAGGUGUUGAUUGUCGUGGAGCAGAUACUGAAGGACAAUGCCACCGAGGCUGAGGUUCUUGGGUACCUGGAGAAGGCCUGCCAGCUCAUCCCUGAUCAAGGGUUGACUGCAGAGUGCAAGGAGAUGGUGGAUGCCUACUACCCCAUCCUCAUGGGAAUCCUUAAAGGAGAACUGGAGGAUCCCAUUGUGGUGUGUGGAGCAAUCGGGCUGUGUCAGUCACAGCAGGCAGCCCUGGCUAAGGCUCAUGCCCAGGAGCAGCUCGUCUCCAAUGAAAUCCCUUUGGUGGACCUCGCCCAGCAAGUGUCCCCCUUCCUCCUUAAUGUGCCCGAGCUCCUCUAUCCUCAGGAGAGUCAAAAGUCUCCCAAACAAGAGAGUCCAAAGCAGGAAAAUGCUGACGUGUGCGUGGACUGUGUCAAGUUCCUGACUGAUGCUCAAGCUGAAGCCAAGGCCAACACCUCAUUUGUCAACUCUCUCAUUGAGAAUUUUGAGAACCAGUGUGACUUUCUUGGACCAAGCUUGGCUGACAUGUGCAAGCAGUAUGUCUCCCAGUAUGGUAGCCUGGUUAUUGACCAGCUCAUGUCCAUGGAACAGGAACCCAAGGACCUCUGCAUUCAUGCUGGCUUCUGUACUGCUACGAAGAAGUCCAUUCCCAUGCUGAAGCUGCUGGCCGCCAAGGCUGUGCCUGCUCUCAAGCUUUUCCCUGCCACUAAGGUUGGGUCUGCUAAGCCCAUGGUGCAAGUCCGCGAGUCCCCAAAGUGUGCCAUCUGUGAGUUUGUGAUGAAACAGUUGGAGUCCAGCUUGGAGGAUCAGAAAACUGAGGAGGAGGUGGUUCAUGCUGUGGAGAAGGUGUGCACAUAUCUGCCCUCCUCGCUGAGUGCCCAGUGUAAGGACCUGAUCGAGACCUAUGGCCAGGCCAUCAUUGAGCUGCUGGUGCAGCAGGCGGACCCAAAGGUCAUCUGCACAGUGUUGGCACUCUGCAAUGAUGGCAGCCGUGCAUUUGUCCCUGCACUCGACCAGACUGUCUUUAAGACUGGUGGUUAUUGCCCUGUAUGCAAGAUGGUUGUUAAUUACAUUGAUCGCAUUCUGGAGAAGAAUGCAACAGAGGAACAGAUUGAGGAGGCUGUGAGGAAAGUAUGCAGCUUCCUGGACGACUCUUUCCAGACCGAGUGUGACCAGAUGAUUCAACAGUAUGAACCAAUGCUUAUCCAGCUGCUCCUCCAGAUGCUCGACCCAGACUUUGUGUGCAUGAAAAUGGGAGCCUGUCCUGAAGCUGUGCGCAGGCUGCUGGGAACAGAGCAGUGCAGUUGGGGACCUGCAUUCUGGUGCAAGAACAUGGAGACAGCGUCUCGAUGCAAUGCUGUGGCUCACUGCAAACGCCAUGUGUGGGCAUAGAAGAAGCGCAAACUGACCUGGAAGGGAAUUAAAAGAAGAAUUACUGUAGUGCUGCUUCCCCCUUUUUAAUUUUGGUCCUUUUUUGUUUGUUUUUAAUAACUGCAGUUUGUUUAAUGAACUUUGAUAUUUUGAAUGAUGUCAUGGUGGAAAGGGACUUGACUUUUGUUUUCUGAGGGGGUGUGGUCUGCAGCGCAGCUUGUUGCUGCUUCACUCAGCAAAAGCGCCACCGUCAGGCCCUCCUGUAUUUGAUUCCUUCUCCCUAGAGUAAGUGAAUGUAAAUGGAAGAAACUGCUCAGUGUUAAGACUGACCGGCAGUCUGAUCCCUAAACAAAAUAGUAUUUUCUAGAGGGGAAAAUGUGUUCCACUAUUACCGAGUGUACCUCCCAUUGUUUGCAAAUCACUGUUUCUAACUUACAGAGAGCAUCUCUAAUGCAAUUGUCUGUCGAUCUGUACAUUCUUAACAAUUAAAGUGAUCCCAAUCCA